GCCCCGAGCGAGUUCGGGGCCCAUCCCGCCCCCUUCUAGUUGGGCGCUGGGUUGGGACUGACGAGGCUCCAAGUCCAGCCCAUGCAUGGGAAGCAAGUUAAGGAUUAAUAUGAAGCUCAGAAGCAGAUAGUGCCAGACAACGAGCAGUACUUGGUACACAUUUGGUUAGCGUGGCAGCAUUUCCUUCUCCCACUGCUGCUGAGAUGGCAGAAAUUAGUCGAAUUCAGUAUGAAAUGGAAUACACCGAAGGUAUUAGUCAGCGAAUGAGGGUUCCAGAAAAAUUAAAAGUCGCACCACCAAAUGCUGACAUGGAACAAAGAUUCCAAGAAGGAGUUCCAAAUGCUAGUGUGAUAAUGCAAGUUCCAGAGAGGAUUGUUGUAGCAGGAAAUAAUGGAGACGUUUCAUUUUCAAGACCAGCAGAUCUUGACCUUAUUCAGUCGACUCCUUUAAAACCUCUGGCACUAAAAACACCACCUCAUGUACUUACAAUAAGUGAGAGACCACUAGAUUUUCUGGACUUAGAACGACCUUCUCCAACCCCUCAAACAUUAUGGGUAUUUCAAAGUGAUGAAAUCCGUGCAGUUGGCAGGCUAAAAAGAGAGCGCUCUAUGAAUGAAAAUGCUGUUCGCCAAAGUGGACAGCUGGUCAGAAACGAUGCUAUAUCUGUGUAUGGUAUUUCAAAUGUAGAUGCAAGAAUUGAAGGAACAACAGAUGGCAUGACUGUUGUAGAUGCAGCUUCAUUAAGACGACAGAUAAUCAAACUAAAUAGAUGCCUACAACUUCUAGAAGAGGAAAAUAGAACGUGCUAA
Messenger RNA from Octodon degus (degu), 809 nucleotides. Its product is annotated as mitochondrial fission factor-like. Bases 204 to 809 code for a protein of 201 amino acids. Gene Ontology annotation, cellular component: mitochondrial outer membrane; peroxisome. The record is from RefSeq and is a predicted model, not a curated record. The transcript has 3 exons. Gene Ontology annotation, biological process: positive regulation of mitochondrial fission. Lineage: Eukaryota; Metazoa; Chordata; Mammalia; Rodentia; Octodontidae.